AUGCAACAGAUGCUCCACCCUAUGCCUCGAGUCUCACCAUCUAACAAGGCGAGAACCGCUUUAUUAUUGUUUAACUUCUUCCACCCAUGUUUGAUGCUAACCGAACCAGUACUGUACCAGCGAAUGAAAGACUAUAUGGGGGGCAUGAACGAGAGGGUACGGGACACAUGGAUACCGCUGAUUGGCUAACUAUUGGAGAGAGACAAAUUGGAUAAGAGUAUGCAAGACACUGUCACUCAAAGUAUUCCUCAAGCGAUGGUAAAACAGGAGCCUAGAACUACACAACUCAAACCAGGAAUCAUAUUCGAAGCUGCAGGAAAGCUCUUGCUAUUGGAGGACCUUUUAAACGCCACCAACGUCAAUGCCAUACAUUUAGCCAAUGGGAUACUGUUACAAGUUGCUACCAAACACGGGCAGCUAUCAAUCAUCAAGCUCCUCUUCCGCUGUGGGGCCAUGCUGGACGUGAGGGACGGCGAGGGUUGGACACCCCUGCACAGGGAAGCCUUCAGUGGUAAGGUAGCCAGGGCCCUAAUCAAGGCUGGGGCCCCCAUCUACGCCCUGGAUAAACACUCUAUGACUGCCCUCCACCUGGCUGCCAAGAAUGACCACCUUAGUAUAGACAAAGCCCUAGUGGAGGAAGAGAGAGAAGGAACCAGCAAGAGCUCAAACAAUCUGACCCAGACUCAAGGGUCAUUCCUCCAUCUUGCAGCCAGGGAAGAUGACUAGAAGAUGGUUGAGGUACUCCUCCAGAGUGGGGCCCCUGUGGAUAACCAUAAGAUAACGCCCUAUUCCAUGUGUGUGUACACCCUUGUUUCUGCUCUGUUCUCUGCUGUGAGGAAGAACCUGGAUGGGGUUGUAACUGCUCUGGUGGACAGUGGGGAAGAUGUCGACAUUGUGCACACUCUGCUGAUGUCAGCUGACCUGGGACACACUGAGACAUUCAGAGUGCUAGCUGCCAAACAGUCCAGUGUGGGUGCUACCCUCCACCUCUCCUCAGCCCAACACCUGGCUAGCCAGAGUGGGAGUGAGGUCAUAACCCAGACCCUGCUGUAG
Messenger RNA from Oncorhynchus nerka (sockeye salmon), 1053 nucleotides. It is a transcript of the gene caiap, whose product is annotated as CARD- and ANK-containing Inflammasome Adaptor Protein. Gene Ontology annotation, cellular component: nucleus; cytoplasm. The record is from RefSeq and is a predicted model, not a curated record. Gene Ontology annotation, molecular function: protein binding. NCBI's taxonomy places the organism in Eukaryota, Metazoa, Chordata, Actinopteri, Salmoniformes, Salmonidae.